AUGCAAGUGGUCAUUUACAAUAAGAGAGCGUCAGCGUGUCGUACGACCGAGGUAAUCGUGCUCGGCGCUGGUGUUGCUGGUAUCACAGCAGCCCAGGCUCUGUCCAAUGCCUCCAUCUCGGACUUCAUCAUCGUGGAUCGGAACGACUACAUCGGCGGACGAAUGUACCACACGACCUUUGGUGACAAGGGAGACGGCACACCCUAUGUCGUCGAGCUCGGGGCCAACUGGAUCCAGGGCCUGGGCGCUGAGGACCCCGGCGCCCCCGAGAAUCCGGUCUGGACCUUCUCCAAGAAGUGGAACGUGACCAAUACUUACUCGGACUACGACUCGAUCCUGACGUACGACGAAACGGGCGCAAACGAUUAUACGCAUGUCCUGGACGAGUACGACGACGCUUCAGAUGUCGCCGUAGCGGACGCCGGUUACCUGUUGACGGAGAACCUGCAGGACCCCUCUGCUCGCACUGGCUUCAGCCUGGUGGGAUGGAAGCCGAAGCAGGAUAUGAAGAAGGUGGCCGUGGAGUGGUGGAACUGGGACUGGGACGCCGGCUACUCGCUCGACCAGAGCAGCUUUGUGUUUGGCGUCACAGGCGACAACCUGACUUUUAACCAAUUCGGCGACAACGACAACUUUGUGUACGACCAGCAGGGGUUCAACAAGUGGCUCGUGGGCGAGGCCUCGACCUUCUUGAACCUCCAGGCCAACGACUCCCGCCUGCUCCUGCACACGAAUGUGUCCAGCAUCGAGUACUCCGACGAGGGCGUGACGGCCUACUUCUCCAGCGGCGAGUGUGUCUCGGCCUCGUAUGCAGUCUGCACAUUCUCCCUUGGCGUCUUGCAGAACGAUGUCGUCGAGUUUGAGCCGCAGCUGCCACGGUGGAAGCAAGAGGCCAUCGAGCAGUUCCAGAUGGGCACGUACACCAAGGUCUUUUACCAGUUCAACGAGACGUUCUGGCCCGAGGACACGCAGUAUUUCCUGUACGCCGACCCGACACGAAGAGGGUACUACCCCAUGUGGCAGUCUCUGUCGACACCUGGCUUCCUGCCCGGGAGCAAUAUCAUCUUCGGGACCGUUGUCGACGAGGAGUCCCACAGGAUCGAGAAGCAGAGCGACGAGCAGACCAAGGCGGAAGGGCUCGAGGUCCUGCGCGCCAUGUUCCCCGACGCUGACAUUCCGGAGCCCAUCGCCUUCAUGUAUCCGCGCUGGACGACCGAGUCGUGGACGCACGGGAGCUACAGCAACUGGCCCAUCGGCAUGACGCUCGAGAAGCACCAGAACCUGAGGGCGAAUGUCGGGGCCUUGUGGUUUGCUGGCGAGCACACGUCAGCUGAGUACUACGGGUUUCUGCACGGGUCUUGGUUCGAGGGCCGAGAAGCUGGUGAGCGCAUCGCGGCGCUGGUCAAGGGCAACGGCACGUCGAUGGCGUCGUAUGAAGUCUUGCAUGGAACGACGCCGCUGUCUGAAUACGAUGCUGUGAAUGGGUGGCCUGUGAGUAGUUUUGUGGAUUAUGAUGAGUAG
Cryphonectria parasitica EP155 is the source of this 1521-nucleotide messenger RNA. RefSeq names its product amine oxidase. NCBI's taxonomy places the organism in Eukaryota, Fungi, Ascomycota, Sordariomycetes, Diaporthales, Cryphonectriaceae. Bases 1 to 1521 code for a protein of 506 amino acids. The transcript has 2 exons. The record is from RefSeq and is a predicted model, not a curated record. Gene Ontology annotation, molecular function: oxidoreductase activity.